CUUAUUCCCUCCCUGGUUAUCUCUCUCCUUGACUAUUGUAACUCCCUCCUCAUUGGCCGCCCUCAUCGCAGGCUAUCCCCUCUUCAAUUUAUCCACCUUACUAACCAUUCUGUAUCAGCCACCCCUCUCUGCCAAUCCCUCCACUGGCCUCCAGUGUACUCCACCCCUCUCUGCCAAUCCCUCCACUGGCCUCCAUUCAGUGUCCUCCACCCCUCUCUGCCAAUCCCUCCACUGGCCUCACUCAGUGUCCUCAAUCCCUCCACUGGCCUUCACUCAGUGUCUUCUAUCCCUAUUUGCCAAUCCCUCCACUGGCCUCCAUUCAGAGUCCUCCACCCCUCUGCCAAUCCCUCCACUGGCCUCCACUCAGUGUCCUCCACCCUCUCUGCCAAUCCCUCCACUGGCCUCCAUUCAGAGUCCACCCCUCUCUGCCAAUCCCUCCACUGGCCUCCACUCAGUGUCCUCACCCCUCUCUGCCAUCCCUCCACUGGCCUCCACUCAGUGUCCUCCACCCCUCUCUGCCAAUCCCUCCACUGGCCUCCAGUGUCUUCUAUCCCUAUUUGCCAAUCCCUCCACUGGCCUCCAUUCAGAGUCCUCCACCCCUCUCUGCCAAUCCCUCCACUGGCCUCCAUUCAGAGUCUCCAUCCCUCUCUGCCAAUCCCUCCACUGGCCUCCACUCAGUGUCUUCCAUCCCUCCUUGCCAAUCCCUCCACUGGCUUC
Staurois parvus is the source of this 717-nucleotide messenger RNA. Lineage: Eukaryota; Metazoa; Chordata; Amphibia; Anura; Ranidae. The record is from the annotation of a GenBank genome assembly.